AGGUGUGUUAGGUUCAAAGGAAGAAGUAUUUGUCUAACUCUCUGUAUAGACCCUAACAAGUGGCGUAUGUACCUAAUACACUCACUAAUCACUAUUGGUGAUGCUGGGGUGGGCAAACUUAGACUUAGAAGCAGAAGGUGACCCGGAGCAAGGGGACACUGGAGCUGGCUCAAGCUCUGCCUUGGAUAGACACUGCUGAAUCUGUAAGAGAUGCCACCACCACCGGGAAGCGACAAAAAUGAGUCUAAGAAAUCUCAGUCCAACAAGAUUGUGCCCCGUGAUCAUGGCCAAUCUGAAAAGAGAGGUGAGGAUUACCAAGCAGUGAUAUCUCCAUCUUCAUCUCCGGAACUGCUCAAAAAGAGAUCAGCUUUGGACGAUCUCACCAAUGCUUCUCAGAGUCCACCUGCCCAACCCAAGAAGGAAGCCAAUAAGGAGGUUGUUAAAGACAUUUCCAAGAAGAUAAACAAGAACACAACUGCUCUUGAGUUGGCCAGAAACAAUGCGAUAAAUAUAAAAAAAUAUGAAUUGGAACUCUCAUCAUCAGCAGUUAGCACCAUGGUACUAAACUUUGUGGAGAAACCACUCACUGUGAAUAUAUCUACCAUCUCUAAAGCACCCACUACUGAGGAGGCAUCUCUUUUAAAAAAGCCAUUAGUUUUAAAAGAGAAACCCACUACUAGGAACACAACUCAUAUCAAGAGGUCAUUAUCUUUAAAGAAGGACAUAAAUUGGAAUAAGACAUCUGAAUUUGUGGAGCCACUAUCCUUGCUGGGGGAGACUGAGAGUGAUUUUGAGUUUGUUUCAGAGCCAGUGACUUUUGGGAAUAAGCAUGAAACUGGAGAGGCAACUUUUGCUAAGAGGACAUUAUCCUCCACGAAGUUGUAUAUAAGUCAAGAGAAGCAAUUCUGCUGUGUGAAGGAAUUGACCUCGCUGGACAAUAACAUUGAAAAGGAUUCUUUUGUGGAGCCAAUGAACUUUAGGAAGAAACCUAAAACUGAGGAGUCUACCACCACUGAGAGACUGUUAACUUUAAAUAAGUGUACCACUCAAGAGAAGGUGUCUUAUAAGAGGAAGCCACUAAUAUUGCAGAAAGCCACCUCCAGAGAGAAGUUGCUCAAUGAGGAACCAUUUCCUUUUGAGACUAAGUCUACCACUAAGCAGUUCCUUUUCCAAGAGCCAUUUCUGUUGCAAGAGAAGCAUACCACUGAGGGGGACAUGUCUGUCUUAAAGAAGCCCUUGGCCUUGCAAAAGAAUCCAACUGAAGAGGACUCACUUUUAAAGGAGCCUUUGGCUUUUAAGAAGAAGCGUACCAUGGAGAAGGCGACCCCCAAUGAGGUGCUAGUGUUUGCAAAGAGACGUACCACUGAAGAUAAGCUAUCCUGCUUGAAGAAGCCACUAGUAUUGCAGGCCAUUUCUGAAGAGAAGUCACUCAUUAAGGAGCCAUUGUCCUUUAAAAAGAAGCCUACCACUGAGGAGGAGUUCCUCUUCAAGGGAUCAUCUAUGUUGCUAGAGAAGCACACCACUCAGGGGGAGGCAGCCCUCUUGAAGAAGCCUCGGGCAUUGCAGGAGAAUAUCCACAGCAAAGAUGAAUUUCUUAUGGAGCCAGUUUCCUGUAGGAAGAAACAUACCACAAAUGAGGCAAUCUCCAGCAAGGAGCCAUUAUCUUUAAAUAAGAGAAAGUACACCACUCAAAUAAUGAUGCCCAUCUGCCAAGAAGUGCUGGACUUGCAGAAUAUGAUUGGCAAAGAUAAGGAUUUCUUUGUUAUGAAGCCAGGGCCAUUUAGGAAGCAGUCUUCAACUGAGGAGGCAAUUGACAAGACGCUGUUAUCUUUAAAGAAGAAGCAUAUCACUGAUACCAAAGAGGACUCCUUGAAGAAGCGGUUGAUUUUUCAGGAGAAAAGCACCACUGAAGAGGAUUUCCUUUUGAAGAAACCAUUGAUUCGGAAGAAGAAGCUCUCCACUGAAGCAAUAAUAAGCACAGAGAGUCAAUUAUCUUUAAAGGAGAAGUCCACUGCUCAAGGGGAGGUGUUCCUCUUGAAGAAGCAAUUGUCCUUGCAGCAGAAGCCCAGCAUUGAGAAGGAUCCCCUCAUCAUUGAAGAAUUAACUUUUCAGGGGAAGCCUACCAUCGAUGACUCAUUCAAUUUAAAGAUGUUGAAUAAGAAAUCUACCACUCGGAAGAAGUUGUCCUUUGAGGGGCCAUUGACCUUGCAAGAUAAUCCCACCCAAAAGGAAGACACUUUUCUUAAAGAUUUAUCAACACUCCAAGUUAAUAACAGCUCACAUGUGUUCAACUCUCCCCCUGAAUCCCAAACAGGCAUGGCCAACUUUGGCAAAAUGACUAGUUUGGGCAAGUAUAAAACCAAAAGGAAGUACAGUGCUCGUAAAUCCAGUUCCAAAAAACGUUUCUCCUAUUGGCGCCAUAUAUCAAAGAAGAAGAUAACAAUACUGGAGAUAAUUGAUGGGGGCCAUUAUGAUCCAUAUUUCAACUUAGCAUACACCAAGGAUAUCUUCAACUACAUGAAGGCGAGAGAGGAAAAGUUCAGACUUAAAAAUUACAUGAGAAGUCAGACUGAGAUCAACAGUGACAUGAGGGUCUCUCUUGUGAACUGGUUGGUGAAAAUACAGGUUAACUGUAAUCUGAAUCAUGAGUCUCUCUACUUGGCAGUGAAGCUGGUGGAUCACUACCUUAUGAAGAAAAAAUGCAAGGAAGAGAAUCUGCAACUCCUUGGUGCCACUGCUUUUCUGAUUGCAGCAAAACUUGAGGAGACCGGCCCACCUAAGUUGGAUCGAUUCCUGCAGUCCCGUAGAGAGGGUUUUCAGCGACAUGAGAUGGUUGCCAUGGAAAUCAGCAUUUUGAGUACCCUCAAAUUUGAAAUCAACAUUCCUGUCGCCUAUCAUUUUCUGCGCAUAUUUUCUAUGAAUAUUCAUGUCAACAUUAGAACAGUGGUCUUAUCUCGAUUCAUCUGUGAGUUGACCCUGCAUGAAUAUGACUUCAUCCAGGAAAAGGGUUCCAAUCUAGCUGCUGCUUCCUUUCUUUUGGCCCUCCACAUGACGAAGCUUGGAUACUUGACUCAUUUCCUGAAUUAUUACUUUGACUUCGUGAUCUCUGAUCUUUACCUCUUGGUCAAAAAACUUAACACGCUGCUGACUUUGUAUCCUUGCAAUGAUAGGCUCAAGACUGUGUGUUUCAAGUAUUCUCACCCGAACUUUUAUGAAGUCACCAAAAUCCCCCCCUUGGACAAGUUGAAGCUGGAGGAAAUUUUGCACUCCCGCUAAUUCUGAAAUGAGGGCCUAGAACUCUGGCAGCAUAUAAACCAGGCUAUAUUUAUUCUGUCUUUGAAAAAUUUUUUUUGAUCACUUUUCUUCAUUUUUACCCUGUUUGUCUUUUCCAAAACUGAAUGUUAUAAAUGUUUAAGUGUUUAAGUUUUUUUAUGUAAGAGAAAAAAGUAUUGUAGUAUUUAUUUA
Messenger RNA from Myotis myotis, 3465 nucleotides. RefSeq names its product cyclin B3 (gene CCNB3). Lineage: Eukaryota; Metazoa; Chordata; Mammalia; Chiroptera; Vespertilionidae. Gene Ontology annotation, biological process: regulation of cyclin-dependent protein serine/threonine kinase activity; mitotic cell cycle phase transition. The transcript is spliced from 14 exons. Gene Ontology annotation, molecular function: cyclin-dependent protein serine/threonine kinase regulator activity. The record is from RefSeq and is a predicted model, not a curated record. Gene Ontology annotation, cellular component: centrosome; cytoplasm; nucleus. The coding region runs from base 211 to 3276 and encodes 1021 amino acids.